UAUUAAAACGCAUUUUGUGACCUUCCCCCUGCAGCUGAGUUUGGAGAGAGAUGCUGUCCACGGUGCAGCGUGUUCUGGCCAAGCUCGUCUCUCCAAUUUGGAGGACGGUGGAUUCAGACCAACAAGACAUGUCCAUCGGGGCGGGUUCGGAGGAGGUACGACACCUGCGGAGCAGUGUGGUGACCCAGAUCUGCCUGGACUAUGGCAUGAUAGACGACGUGAUCUACUUCACCGGCGCCCAGGUGUUGGGCGGCAUCCUGCUUCGAGUAGGGGACACCGUUGACGGCAUAGCAGUCCGCGACGGGGCCAAUGGGGGCUGGAAAGCCCUGAGGGUGGAGAAGACCCUGAACACCUGGGAGGGAAAUGGCGAGGACACAGAGUCUGACAGUAUGAGACUCCGCCCCCUCAUUGGCACGGUGACGUCAUUUAGCGGAGACAGCGGCUUAAUCAACCAGACAACGUUCUUCCCACGCUACAGUCUCCGGGAAGGUUACGAGCCCAUGAAGGGGGACUGGGUCCAAGCGCAGUAUUUCGUCAACCCGACCCAGUGGGCCAGCCAGGCCCACUCUGUGGCUCCGCUACGCUACCAGCGCUUGGACGAGGUCCGCGUGUCCAGCGUGUACGGGAGGAGUGGGGUGGUGGACGACACGGUCUUCUUCACCCUGGAGUCUCUGCUGCUGCCCUCCUCCUACAAACCCUCUCCGGGGGACAUGGUGAACCUGGUGAUGGUGGAGAGUAACCAGUCCUUCUACUCUUGGCGGGCCCUGUGCAUGGCCCCCUGCAAACUCAGCAGCGGGAAUGGGCCUAACGGAAAUCUACUGGAGGCUGAGAUCCAGAGUCUCCUGGAAAACAAGGGCUCCCUGGUGGUCUCUGAUUUUGGCGACUUUGGCGAGCUGGAGCUGGGGGAGAACCGAACGUUGGUGGUGUGGAUCCAGAACAUGGGUUCAGAAACCCAAAGGCUGAAGAGCUGCAAGUUGGCAGGCUGGGAUUCAUCCCAGCAGUUCUCCCUGGUCUCUGACCCUUGUUCCCCCAACGAGAAGGCUCCCAGCAGGCCUACGGCCGGGCAGACGACCGGCCCCGCGGCCCAGCCCGCCACGGAUCCCGUAGAACCUCAAGGGAAAGGAGGUGACGACAAAGAGCUGGGCCAAGGGCGUGGAGAGGCUGGCCUGGAGGGGACUGGGCACGAUGCUAGUGGGAAGGAUGGGACUGGGAUGGCUGGGCAGGACUCUGUGUCUGAAGAGAAGCAGGGAAAGGAGGUGGAUAUUGCUCCGGGAAAGAGGCUGUCUGUCGUCGUCGGCUGUACCGCUAAGAACACGGGCGGGUGCUCCGAGCUGCUCCUGCUGCACUACCCCUCCUUCACCAUCGGGAGGCGCCUGAACGUCGUGGUGAGCCGCCUGGAGGAGCGGCUCCUGCAGCCCAGCACGCCCUUCGCCUCCUGCGACAUCCGCCUGGCCCCCGACACGCCCUCUCGCGUCGUCACGGUUACGGCACCUUACGUCCCCUCAAGGCUCACGAAGCGGAGGCUGCCCAACUUCUUGGGCAGCUACCCGGUGCCCCAGGCCGUGAGGGAGUGCGUGGAGGCCAAGAGAGACGUGCUGGUGGUGCAGCCCUGUCUGGGAGAGGUGCUGGCAGCCUCCAACAUGCGCGCCCGCUUCGACGUGCUGCUGUGGCUGGAGGAGCUGCAGGCGGAGGGCGAGCUGAAGGAGUUCUCCAUCACCGCGGCAGUGCUCCGCAAGGGGGUCCAGUACCUCCACCUGGACAUCCCGGGCCUGGCCGAGGGCCGGCCCAGCCUGUUCGUAGGGGACAGGAUUGCGCUGAAGGAGCCCCAGUGUAACGGCGUGACGACGGAGUACAUCGCCCUCGUCAACGAGAUCCACGAGGAGGAAGUGAGCUUAAGGGUGAACGCAGAACUGCGGCAGCGCUAUCAGGGAGAGCCGCUGGACGUUGAGUUCACCUAUAACAGGGUGACCAUGAGAAGGUGCCACCAUGCCCUGGAGCAGGCCAAGCACUUUGGAAUGGUUCUGUUCCCCACGGAGGUCAUCCUCCAGGCGUGCCAGUGGACCGGGAGGUGGCUAGAGGAGCCAGGCAAGGAGGAGAGUGAGGUGAUGAUGGCGGAACACCAUGACACGGUGUCCGGUGUCUCUGUCGACAUGAAGUCCAAGGCCACUCAGACCAAAGGCGGGGGGCUGCCGAGCAAAGCCGUGCCCACCGAGGGCAGCUUCUUCAACCCCCUGCUCAACGCCUCGCAGAGGGAGGCCGUGAGGAGGGUCCUGGCCGGGGAGUGCCGGCCCACCCCUUACAUUCUGUUCGGACCCCCCGGGACGGGCAAGACCAUCACCCUCAUAGAGGCCGUACUGCAGGUGUACCACUUUGUUCCCAGUAGCCGCGUGCUGGUGUGCACCCCCUCCAACAGCGCCGCGGACCUCGUCUGCAUCCGCCUGCACCACAGUGGCUACCUACAUGUGGCCAGUUUGGCGCGCAUCAACGCCUCCUGCAGGCAAGAAGAGUCCAUCCCCGAGGUGCUGCGGCCGUACUCCAAGGCCGGGGAGGACGUCCGCCAGGCCGCCUUCCACAGGAUCGUGGUCACCACCUGCUCCAGCGCCGGCAUGCUCCACCACAUAGGACUGCCAGUCGGACACUUCACCCACGCCUUCCUGGACGAGGCCGGCCAGGCCACGGAGCCCGAGGCCCUCAUCCCCUUGACGCUGGUCUCCGAGAAGGACGGACAAAUAGUGCUGGCUGGAGACCCCUGCCAGCUGGGGCCCGUGGUGAAGUCCAACCUGGCCACGGCGUUCGCCCUGGGGAUGUCCAUGCUGGAGCGGCUGAUGGCCAACCCACUCUACUGCAGGGCAGAGUGGGGCUACAACCCCUUAAUGGUGACGAAGCUGAUGUACAACUACCGCUCCCACGAGGCCUUGCUGAGGCUCCCGUCUAAGCUCUUCUACCACGGAGAGCUGUGCGUGCGGGCCCCCAAGUCUGUGGUCAACUCCCUCUGCGACUGGAAGCGCCUCCCCACGAAGGGCUUCCCGCUUCUGUUCCACGGAAUCAGGGGAACGGAGAUGCGGGAGGGGGCAAACCCGUCGUGGUUCAACCCAGGGGAGGCGGUGCAGGCCAUGCUGUACUGCUGCCAGCUGGUCAAGAGGCUCUACAACCCAAUCAGCCCUGCCGACAUAGGCAUCAUCGCCCCCUACAGGAAACAAUCGGAGAAAAUCCGUACCCUGAUGGGCCGGGUGGGUCUGUCGGACAUCAAGGUGGGGUCUGUGGAGGAGUUCCAGGGACAGGAGUUCCUGGUCAUCAUUCUGUCCACGGUGCGCUCAAACGAGUCGGUGCUGGGGGAAGACCUCCAGAACAUUCUGGGCUUCCUGUCCAACCCCAAACGUUUCAAUGUGGCCAUCACGCGGCCCAAAGCCCUGCUCAUAAUCAUCGGCAACCCCCACAUUCUGGUUAAGGACCUUUGCUUUCGCACCUUACUACAGUACUGCUUUGACAACGGGGCGUUCAUCGGCUGCGACCCACCGCCCUCUCUGCGGUCCUCUCGCAGGAAUGUGGAUAAGGACGAGAAGCCAGAAGGAAACGGGCCACAUGAGGAAUGACCGACACCUCUUCCUCCCCUUUACUUUAAUCACUACAUCUUAUUUUGCACUUGAAUGUUCAUCUUCCAUUCCAAAUAAGUGCUUUGUGAUGAAUGUGGACGACUUUUAAACCGAACAUUAUUCAACCAUAACGGAAUUGCAAAAUAAAUAUAUAAACUGCAUUUGAAAUCACA
Gadus macrocephalus (Pacific cod) is the source of this 3766-nucleotide messenger RNA. It is a transcript of the gene mov10l1, whose product is annotated as Mov10 like RISC complex RNA helicase 1. NCBI's taxonomy places the organism in Eukaryota, Metazoa, Chordata, Actinopteri, Gadiformes, Gadidae. The record is from RefSeq and is a predicted model, not a curated record. The coding region runs from base 51 to 3593 and encodes 1180 amino acids. Gene Ontology annotation, molecular function: helicase activity. The transcript has 26 exons.